AUGUCUACCCUCGGAAAGCGAAAAGACAGAGAAGAGGGAGAGGCAUCUGAGGUUCACGGUUCUACUCUAUUCGUCUCAAAUUUGCCGUACACGGCCACUUCAACGGACCUCCAGACCCUUUUUUCCGAUAUCGCACCAGUCCGAUCCGCGUUUGUAGUUCUUGAGCAAGGAACUGGAACAUCGAAGGGUGUUGGCUAUGUAGCAUUCUCAAUACGAGAAGAUGCACAGUUGGCGUAUGAUCAAGUCGAGAAGGACGGGAUCAGUUUAGCUGGACGGGGUUUGCGAGUAACGUGGGCUUCGAAUAAGCCCAGGAGAGAGAAGGGCGGAGAAGUUAAGAUCAAAAACGAAGAGGAAGCCCCGAAGCCUAAGCCGAAGCCACAUCCAAAAGUUCCACAUCCUACCAUUCCUCGCGAUCCCUUGGCCAUCCGAACCGUCAUAAUCUCAGGCCUUCCACCUGCACUAGAUUCCAACGCUCUCUGGAAGAAAAUUCGGAAGUGCGCAGGGGCGGAAUCAGUCGAGUGGCCCUUGAAAAACGGCGACGCGGAAGAUCCCAGCACUGCCCAUGUCCUAUUCGCCACCCCAUCCCAAGCCCUUGAUGCAGUCCAAAAACUGCACGCCCACGUCUUCAAAGGCGCUCUCUUAUCUGUCACCCUCAAAAAGCGCCUGGACACAGUCGCAAAAGCUCAUACCUCAAAAACUCCCAAAUUGAACUCCUCUGCCACACCUGGAGAUGCUUCACAAUCACAGCCAACAUCGACCAAGCCGAACGGUCCCGCGCCGACUCGUGCUAGCCGUCUCAUCGUUCGAAACCUUCCAUUCGACAUCACGGAACAGGACCUGAGGGCAAUCUUCCUUCCGUAUGGUCCUAUUUACUCCAUCGAUAUUCCUAUGAGUGCUCCCCCGACCCAAGCGAAUGUCAAGGAAGAUGUGGACGGGGAUGUCAAAAUGCAGGAGGCCACGCAGUCUGCUUAUGCCAGUCGGACAGCGGCAAAGCCGAGAGGGAAGGGUUUCGCGUUCGUAUGGAUGUGGACGAAAAAGGAGGCAGAGAAGGCGCUCGAGGGUUGUAAUGGUAUGAAGGUUAAGGCUGGGUUCGCCGAGGGGAUGGUGAAAGAUAAGCAGAGGCGGAAAAAAGAGCGGAGGGAGGAGAAGAAAAGGCUUGCACGAGAGGCAACUGCCGGUAACGGAGAAGGUGGAGAUGGCACGGAAGAUGAAGAGGGAGGUACUGAGGCCAAGGCAUUGACUAGUGGAGAAAGAGUCAUCGCUGUUGACUGGGCGCUGAGUAAGGAAAAGUGGGAGGUCGAGAAGAAGAGGAUAGAGGACGAGGGUGAAGGUGAGGCCGAGGGUUCAAGCUCAGAGGAAUCGGAAGACGACGAAGACGACGAGGGCUUGGGCGUUCAUGAGCACGAAGGUGGUUCGAGCGAUGAGUCUGAUAGUGAGGACGAAGACGAUGAAGGAAGGAGUGACGAGGAGGAGCGAACCAAACCACAACUUCCUCCGCCGGAGACAGGGACCACGCUCUUUGUGCGUAAUGUACCAUUCGAGGCCACGGAAGAUGAGUUGCGGACUCUAUUCCGUGCAUUUGGCCCUCUGCGUUAUGCUCGCAUCACGCUCGAUCCUGCUAGUGGUCGCUCCCGAGGCACGGGGUUCGCGUGUUUCUGGAAUAAGGAAGACGCAGACAAAGCCGUAGACCAAAGCAAUAUCCUGAGAGCAGAGACGACCGGUGGACCAGACGUCCCAAAGAAGAACCCAUUCACUAUGCCAUCUAUCCUAACUUUCGAUCCAUCGGCAGCUUCUGCUCAGUCCCUUGUGCUCCAUGGACGUACACUUGACGUUGUUCGUGCAGUAACGAGGGACGAAGCCGGUAAACUGAAAGAGGCUGGUGAAAAGGCUAGAGAGAAAGCUGACAAGCGCAAUAUGUAUUUGCUUCGCGAAGGGGUUAUCUUACCGAAUACUCCUGCCGCCGCCAAUCUACCGGCUGUCGAAAUCGAGAAACGCACGAACUCGUUCAACGCUCGUCGCCAACUCCUUCGCACGAAUCCUUCCCUCUUCAUUUCCAAAACUCGACUCAGUAUUAGGCAAAUACCGAUAUUCGUCACAGAACGAAUGCUCAAACGACUCGCUAUCCACGCCAUGCGAUCUUUCCAGGCGGAGGUGCGCAAGGGGACCAGGACUGGGCUCACUGAGGACGAGAAGGCUGAUACCGGCGGCAAGCCAGGUGACGAAGGGGACAAAGACAUCAAAGUGGAAGACGUAAAGGAAGAGGGCGGAAAGGGGAAGGGGAAGAAGCCAGGCAGAAACACAGGAGUCAAGCAGGCCAAGAUCGUCCGUCAACAAGACCGCGUCGAUGCCAUCACGGGUAAAGGACGCAGUAAGGGAUACGGAUUUCUUGAGCUGCACAGUCACGCAGAUGCCUUGAAAGUGUUGAGGUGGGCAAACAAUAACCCUGCUGUUGGACCGCUGUUCGAGGAGUGGUGGAAGGCGGAGGUGGAGGACUUGAUCAAGGCGCACAAAGCGAAGAAGAGGUCGGAGAAGGAGAAGGGUGAGGAGGAGGAGGAUGAAGUGAAUGCGGAGGCGAGGAUCAAAAGGUUGAAGGACGAGUUGGAGGGUGGCGGGAGGAAGGCGAAGGGCUCUUUAAUCGUGGAGUUCUCAAUUGAGAACGUGCAGGUUGUGCAUCGACGGUCGGCAAUCCAGAAGGACAAGACUUCUGGCAAGGAUGACAAGAAGCCGCGCCGAGAAAAGCUUGCUCUGCCCAAGGCGGAACCAGUCGAGGAUACUCGUGUCAAGAAAAAGGCGCGAGUCUCUAACUCCAAGGACUCCGCACCAGACCCUGGGGCGGCAAAGACGGAGGCGAAAGGUUCUCAGAUGGGCGCAUUGAUUGGGAGGAAACGGAAGGAGCGCAAGGUGAAGAAGGGAGGUCGCUGA
This is a messenger RNA of Stereum hirsutum FP-91666 SS1, 2922 nucleotides long. Its product is annotated as RNA-binding domain-containing protein. The record is from RefSeq and is a predicted model, not a curated record. Bases 1 to 2922 code for a protein of 973 amino acids. The transcript has 8 exons. NCBI's taxonomy places the organism in Eukaryota, Fungi, Basidiomycota, Agaricomycetes, Russulales, Stereaceae. Gene Ontology annotation, molecular function: RNA binding.